Eublepharis macularius is the source of this 3743-nucleotide messenger RNA. RefSeq names its product G1 to S phase transition 1 (gene GSPT1). Gene Ontology annotation, cellular component: translation release factor complex. The transcript is spliced from 15 exons. The coding region runs from base 150 to 2060 and encodes 636 amino acids. The record is from RefSeq and is a predicted model, not a curated record. Gene Ontology annotation, biological process: translation. NCBI's taxonomy places the organism in Eukaryota, Metazoa, Chordata, Lepidosauria, Squamata, Eublepharidae. Gene Ontology annotation, molecular function: GTP binding; GTPase activity; translation release factor activity.
CGGUGGGCGCACGCGGAGUGGCUCGAGCGAGUGCUGAGUCGCCGCUGGUGCGUUCCCGGCCGCCGCCGCCGCCCGCCGUCCCUGCCCGGGGCCUCGGGAGACCCCUUGCGCGGGAGCGCAGCGCCAGAGAGGCUUGUGGCGGGCGCGCCAUGGAGGCAAACGGCAGCGGGAGCAGCAGCGAUUCGGCGCCCGACUGCUGGGAUCAGGCGGACCUCGAGCCGGGCAGCGGCCCUGCCGCCACCGCCGCCGCCCCGGCCGCCGAGGAGGAGGAGGCGGCGCCCUGCCCGGCCUCCUCGCUGGACGCGGACGAGCAGCAGCUGCUGGGCGCGGCCUUCAGCCGGCACCUCAACGUCAACGCCAAGCCCUUCGUGCCCAACGUCCACGCCGCCGAGUUCGUGCCGGCCUUCCUGAGGGGCGGCCCGGCCUCCGCGCCCGCCCCGGGCCUGCCGCCGCCGUCGCCCCCGCCGGGCCUGCCGCCGCCCGCCCCGACCCUGGGGGCAUCUGCGGAAUCUUCACAAGAGGACCCACCCUCAUCUUGUGACGGACUGAACACUGCAGUCAGUAUGGAAAUCUCGGAACCCGUUGUAGAAAAUGGAGAAACUGAAAUGUCCCCAGAAGAUUCAUGGGACCACAAAGAAGCCCUGGAGCCUGAACUAGGAGGGGGACCUUCCGGAGAUGCGGGACCUGUUGAGGAGGGUACCCAGGAGAUGAUGGAGGAAGAGGAGGAGAUACCAAAGCCCAAAUCCAUGGUAGCGCCACCAGGUGCUCCAAAAAAAGAACAUGUAAAUGUAGUAUUCAUUGGGCAUGUAGAUGCUGGCAAAUCAACAAUUGGAGGACAAAUAAUGUACUUGACAGGCAUGGUUGAUAAGAGAACACUUGAAAAAUAUGAAAGAGAAGCUAAAGAGAAAAACAGAGAAACCUGGUACCUCUCCUGGGCCUUAGACACAAACCAGGAAGAGCGAGACAAAGGUAAAACGGUGGAAGUGGGUCGCGCCUAUUUUGAAACGGAGAAGAAGCACUUCACAAUCCUAGAUGCUCCUGGGCAUAAGAGCUUUGUUCCAAAUAUGAUUGGUGGUGCAUCUCAAGCCGAUCUAGCUGUGUUGGUCAUUUCUGCAAGGAAAGGAGAGUUCGAAACCGGUUUUGAGAAGGGGGGACAAACAAGAGAGCAUGCCAUGUUGGCCAAAACAGCUGGUGUAAAACACUUAAUAGUUCUUAUUAAUAAAAUGGAUGAUCCUACUGUGAACUGGAGCAAUGAAAGGUAUGAAGAAUGUAAAGAGAAAUUGGUGCCAUUUUUGAAGAAAGUGGGCUUCAACCCCAAAAAAGACAUUCACUUCAUGCCCUGUUCGGGACUGACUGGAGCAAACCUCAAGGAGCAAUCAGACUUUUGUCCUUGGUACAUUGGGCUACCAUUUAUUCCCUAUCUGGAUAAUUUGCCAAACUUCAACAGAUCAGUUGAUGGACCAAUCAGGCUGCCAAUUGUCGAUAAAUAUAAGGAUAUGGGCACGGUGGUCCUGGGGAAGCUGGAAUCAGGCUCCAUCUGCAAAGGCCAGCAGCUUGUGAUGAUGCCAAACAAGCACAAUGUGGAAGUCCUCGGAAUCCUUUCCGAUGAUGUAGAAACAGAGUCUGUAGCUCCAGGUGAAAAUCUGAAGAUACGGCUGAAAGGAAUUGAAGAGGAGGAGAUCCUCCCAGGGUUUAUACUCUGCGACAUUAACAACCUGUGUCAUUCAGGACGCACUUUCGAUGCUCAGAUAGUGAUAAUUGAGCACAAAUCCAUCAUAUGCCCAGGUUACAAUGCAGUGCUCCAUAUUCAUACCUGCAUUGAAGAAGUUGAGAUCACAGCCUUAAUCUGUCUGGUAGACAAAAAAUCAGGAGAGAAAAGCAAGACACGGCCCCGUUUCGUCAAGCAAGAUCAAGUCUGUAUUGCCCGUUUAAGGACAGCAGGAACCAUCUGCCUUGAGACCUUCAAAGACUUCCCUCAGAUGGGUCGCUUCACUUUACGAGAUGAGGGUAAGACCAUUGCAAUUGGGAAAGUUCUGAAACUGGUUCCGGAGAAGGACUGAGCCUCGCUUUCAACCAGCCUGCACAAAAAUACUGUGAGGGGGGGAAAUUGACUCUGCAAAAGCCGACUUCACAUUGCCGCCGCCUUCUCCUUCCCAUCGAUAACCUCUUCUCCCUAUAUUUUGCAACGACAAAUUUCACAGCAAAGGUCCACAUUAUGUCAGCUUUCUCAUAUUGAGAGCUCUGCUAUGCCACUGUUGAAUUUUUUUCCCCCAAAGAUUUUUUUUUCUCCUCCUCCUAAAUUCUGCUUCCUUGGAAAGAUUUGGCAAUAGCUUUGUAAGUGAUGUGGACAUAAUUGCCUAGAAUUAUGAAAAUCUAUAGGAUUUAUGUUUAAUUCCCCCUUCCCCAUCCCAGCAUAUUAAAAACAUUUUUCAAGGCAGAUCAUUCGGUGCGUGCACAGGUUACAAAGACAAUUACCAUGUUAAUAAACUAUUCAAUUUGAAAUCUUUUUUUUCAGUAUCUUAAUUGCUUUUGAAUAAUGUUUCUAUCCAGAUGUAACACCCUUGCGUUUAGCUUUUAACCUGCCCAGUAAUCUGAGCCAUCAAUUUACUUGGGCUUUUCUAAAUCUUCCUUACCCAACUCCUCCCCAUCGGCCCAAGCCAAGUUUUAAAUGAAGCAAUUCGACAAUUGACAAAAUUUGUACUAAAGGAAAAAAAACCCCUCUGUUUUGCCCUUUCCUUAUGGUGGCUUAAAAAAAAAUACUUUAAAUAUGUUCAUGCAAGUACGGUACUAUUUAAUUAGCAUUGCAUCAUUUUGUAGCUACAAAAGAAAAACAGUUUUGAGUUGACUAUACCAGAGUGUUUUGGCUCUGGUACCGAGCUGCAUUUGGCUGCUGUAUCUGCUCAAAAGUACAGCAUUAAAUUCCUUCAGGCAGAAAAUGCUAACCCAUAAUAAGGACUGUCACGCGGUCACUCUGGCAAAAAGGCUGCAAAUGGAACUCAAGGAUCAAGUCGAGAUGAUCCGCAGUCAGUCUGGUUCAUCUUUAGAAAACUUGAGAAUCCUUGCUUUUUAAAGAGACAUCGGAAAUAAGCAGAGUAGAUGUUUAAGAUGUUCACUGUUCUCUCAGCUGACGAGUGCCACUUCUUUAAUUUAACUGAAAAGGUUUUGCUGGGUUAAAAUUUUGAGAGAAAGUAGAAUCAAGCACAUUCUAUCAUUUGUUUGCACAUCAAAGCAAAUUUGCAUUGGAUAAAAGCAAUAGACAACUUAGAGUCCUGUGUGGUUACAAUUUGAAAGAACAAAAGUGGCAAACUUGUACUUAGCUGUAGGCUGGGUGUGAAUUCUGUACUGGCGGUAUUAAAAGUGGAGUGGAAGGUACUCAAGAAGGGCAGUCUCCCAUGCUUAGGUUCUGUUAGACCGAUUUCUGACAUGUUCAAAAUGCUUCUCCCCCAAUUAAAUACCUUUUUUGCAGUUUUUGUAUGUACAAAAUAGUAAUGUGCCCUCCCCCCUCCCCUUAUCUAAUUCUGGAGUCCCAGGACUGUUCCAUUUCACAAAAAAAACCCCCUCAGAAUUCAAAAAAUAUUUGCCCUUCUUUUUGUUUCUUUGUAACUGUGGAAUUCCCAUCCAUUUCAUAUUAAGGCUACAUUGUAUGGACAGAGCAAAAGUUUAAUUGUCCUUCAAUUUCAUAUGACUACACUUGUAGCUACCGUAAUGCAUGAAAUUUAAAUAAAUUUUAUUAUGUCUGCAAA